Molecule: messenger RNA, 951 nt
Organism: Aspergillus melleus
Lineage: Eukaryota; Fungi; Ascomycota; Eurotiomycetes; Eurotiales; Aspergillaceae
Product: inositol oxygenase
Exons: 2
Coding region: 1-951 (316 amino acids)
Biological process (GO): inositol catabolic process
Cellular component (GO): cytoplasm
Molecular function (GO): iron ion binding; inositol oxygenase activity
Source: RefSeq, a predicted model, not a curated record
AUGGCACCAGUCGCUGUGUCACCCGAGAUUCCCGUCUUCAACACCAAGCGGGAUGGACAGGCCCUUGAGGAUCUGUCCGACGCCAUCGACGACGUCAACGUCUUGAAGGCCAACAUGAAGGAGAAGGAGAAGGGCCUGUACGAGGCCUCCGAGUUCGACAAAAACAAGGACAAGACCCAGUUCCGUCAGUACGAGGACGCCUGCGAUCGCGUCAAGAACUUCUACAAGGAGCAGCACACCAAGCAGACGGUCGCCUACAACCUCAAGGCCCGCAACGACUUCCACUCCAAGACCCGUGCCGAGAUGACCGUCUGGGAAGCCAUGGAGAAGCUCAACACCCUCAUCGACGAGUCCGACCCGGACACCAGCCUCUCCCAGAUCGAGCACCUCCUGCAGUCCGCCGAGGCCAUCCGCCGCGACGGCAAGCCGCGCUGGAUGCAGCUGACCGGCCUCAUCCACGACCUGGGCAAGCUGCUGUACUUUUUCGACGCCCAGGGCCAGUGGGACGUCGUCGGGGACACCUUCCCCGUGGGUCUGGCUUUCGACGACCGCAUCAUCUACGGCACCGAGUCCUUCAAGGAUAACGAGGACUUUGGCCACCCCAUCUACGGCAGCAAGUUCGGCAUCUACAGCCCCGGCUGCGGCCUGGACAACGUGAUGCUCUCGUGGGGACACGACGAGUACCUCUACCACGUCGUCAAGGAGCAGUCGACCCUGCCCGACGAGGCCCUCGCCAUGAUCCGCUACCACUCGUUCUACCCCUGGCACAACGCCGGCGCUUACCACGAGCUCAUGAACGACCACGACAAGGAGAUGCUGAAGGCUGUCAAGGCCUUUAACCCUUACGACUUGUACAGCAAGAGUGAUGACGUCCCCACGGUCGAGGAGCUGAAGCCUUACUACUUCGACCUGAUCAACGAAUACUUCCCCACCAGGGUGAUCAAGUGGUAA